Molecule: messenger RNA, 1035 nt
Organism: Peronospora belbahrii
Lineage: Eukaryota; Oomycota; Peronosporomycetes; Peronosporales; Peronosporaceae
Source: the annotation of a GenBank genome assembly
AUGUCGGUGCUCUCCCCUGUAGCUAAGGCAGCAUUACAUCACCCUAUAGGACGUGUACGUGGUGAUGGUAUUACAGCUACAGUAUUUGGAGCUACAGGAUUUCUUGGACGUUACGUCUGUUCACAUCUAGGUUUGAAUGGAAAUGGAUACGUGGUUCCAUAUCGUGGAGAUGAAAUGGAAGUUUCACAUUUACGUGUGUCAGCGGAUCUAGGUAAUGUAGCACAGCAGCCGUUCCAUCCGCGUGACCGUGAUACGAUCUUAGAAGCCGUACAGGGCUCGGAUAUUGUCAUUAAUCUUAUUGGAAAACACUACCAGACAAAGCACUUUCUGCCAUGGUGGAUCAAUUACACAUAUGAUGAUGUGCACGUGGAUGUUGCCCGUACCAUUGCUGAGGUGGCCAAGGAAGCAGGUGUGUCUCGCUUGGUGCACGUGUCGUCAUUACUGGCUCAGCCCAAUUCUCCGUCGGCAUGGGCUGCGUCAAAAUUCCGUGGCGAGGUUGCUGUUCGCAAGGCAUUUCCGGAAGUGAACAUUGUGCGACCGUCCAAUAUGUUUGGUCCAGAAGACCGGUUGUUAGUCUGGAUUGGCAACCGUCUUAACUAUGGUGGCGUGCCUGUUGUGGACAACGGUGACGCCGUGGUCCAACCCGUGUUUGUUAACGACGUGGCUAAAGCAAUUUACCACAUUACGCAGGAUGAAACUAUUCAGGGCAAGACUUUUGAGCUCGUUGGUGACGAAGAGUUUACGUACAAAGAAUUGGCUGACUAUGUAUUUGACGUUACCAAGCGUAACCCGAGUUUGAUCAACCUGCCACUUUCCGUGGCGCAGGCCAUUGGAUACUUUUGUGAGCAGUUCCCGGACCCCAAAUUCACACGUGACUGGGCCACGCGUCUUAGUCUGAACGAGGUGAAGACGUCCGACCUGCCGGGUUUGCGAGAGUUGGACGUUGAGCCAACCAAGUUGGAACAGGCGGCACCCAACUUUCUUCUCAAAUUUAACCCUGGUGGUCACUUUCAGGAAGUGUCCAGCUACCAUUGA